This is a messenger RNA of Cuscuta campestris, 1770 nucleotides long. Lineage: Eukaryota; Viridiplantae; Streptophyta; Magnoliopsida; Solanales; Convolvulaceae. The record is from the annotation of a GenBank genome assembly.
GACCUAUAAAUCAUAGGCCGAAACCUUACGGAUGAGCGGGAGUGGAAACAACAUCGAAAUUCGCCAACUUUGUCAUUCUCGUCACAAUUGGACAGCCUGCCAUAGUUUGGGCAUAUCUCCAUCGUUUCUUCACGGAAUUGCACACCGUUUGAUUCUGUGGAUUCCUAAGAUGUAAGGCUAUAACUUCCGUAUAGAAAGUAUUUCGAGUUAACAGAUGUAAGAUAGCAUAAAUCGGACCUGAAGUCAAAGGAUAGUUGCUGUCCAGGAUUUCGGAUAUGUCGAUGAACAACGAUUCCGACGAUUAACUCAUUAACUUCAAUAUUCCAACACCGAACCUUCUCUACGAUACCUUCCGGAUGUUCCUAAUAAUUGUUAGAGAGUUUAUGGUAAGUGUUUGGAAUGAAACAUCAUGAAUAUGGUGAGGAAAAUGGUCCAACCCGAGGAGCUCGCCACCACUGGCGCAGUCCUGGGAUUUUGGCCAUAUUUUCUUAGUUACUUAACGAAAUCGCGAGCCGUUUCUUGGGCUGGAUUCGUAUCGUCCGGGGCUACAAAUUCGGUUCAGAGAGUAUUUCGAGAAUAUGGAUGGAAAAUUUCAGUUUUACCUUAAAGUGGCUGCUGCGUUUUUGAGCUUAAGAUUUGGAAACUUUGGAUGGUUUUCUUGCUUCUUCUCCUUCUUCCUUAACAUACAACCAUGGAGUUGGAGUUUUCUUUUCUUUUGUUUGUUGCUGCCGACAGAGAGAGAGAUGGAGAGAGGUGGAUGCAUGUGGAUGGAUGGUGGUGAAACAUAAUGAUAAUAAUGAUAAUAGUGGUUUUGGGAGUAUUAUAUAAUUAGUUUGGAGUAUUUUUCAGAGUCUAUAUAUAUCAAAUUGUGGCAAGAACGUCUCACAUUCUCACAUUAUGGAAGGAACUUCUCGAGCUCUUCUUAAUACCAUAAGAUUCGUUGGUCUAUUUGGUAGUCAUGCUCUUGGUAGCAGUCCAAGGUUCAUGGCUACAGCGGUUGAUCUAGGACGGGAAUUGGUAAGACGAAAAAUUAGGCUUACCUACGGAGGAGGCAACGUUGGCCUUCAAGGAGCUGUAGCUUCAACGGUCUAUAAUAAUGGUGGUAGAGUCAGAGGUUUAAUACCAGGGUAUAUAGCAACACGAGGGGUCUAUGGACCAACAUAUGGUGUGGAGUACACCGUCUCCAACAAUUACUAUAAGUAUUUCGAGAUGAUUCAUAUUGUGGAAGCCUUCAUUGUACUUCCUGGAGGGAUUGACACUAUCGAAGGUUUGUUCACCUUAAUCUCAUGGGCAUCUGAAGGGUUGCACAGCAGACUUAUUGGUCUCUUAAACAUUGACGGUUAUUUCAAUAACCUAAUCAAGUUUCUAGAUGAUGCGGUGAGGCAGAACUUCAUGGCUUUGAAUCAGAGGAAACUGUUCAUUUCUUCUUUCUUUGUUGAUGAGCUUUUGGACAAGCUAGAGUUUGCUAAGGCUUUCCCAGGUCUUGGUGCUAGUUAUGAAGAGUUUGCAAAUCCUGGAAGGUUAGACUUAGAGAUGCAUUUGUAAUAUUUCCAAGUUGAAAUAAUAUUGUCCAUGUACAUUACGUGUCAGUUAUAAAUAUCGUUCUAAGCUGCAUGACCAGUGCAUUUCAGAAGAAUAUUUAUUUCCAACAUCAAAAUGUACCAUGUAAAUAUUAAUCCUUUUCUUUAUCUUCCAGUCUUUCACUGUUGGUGUGACUGUUUCACAUCUUGUUUUGUACUGUCAUCUUGUUGCGACCUUUUACGUCAAUAG